CGAGUUAAAUUUCAUCUGUGCAAGAAUUCUAUUGUCUCACAAUUCUUAAGAACAACAUGUAUUGAUUGUAGGAAAAUGAGCAACCGAAAAAAGGGCCACACUCAUACAUACAUACAUACAUACAGACGACGUAUACAAGACAUUAAAUGUUCGUUGGACGAAUGUUCGUGCGUUGAGACGCGUGAAUGCUAAACAGAGUCAGAAGAAUGGAAAGCAGUUUUAUUUCGACAACAAACAAUACAAUACAACCGAGAGCGUUCUCUUCACCGUUUUUGUGCAAAAAAAGUUCAAUCCAAACACACAUACACAACAUCUUUAGUAUUGAGUGAAUGCAAAUUUCGUGUCUUCAGAGUUAUUUCAUUUCUCCACCACUCACCAUAUGUGCUGUUCAGCAGCCACGGAUAUUUUUACAUGAAAUCUUAGUUUUUUUUCUUCAAACUAUACACCAACUACAUUUGGUGUAUGCAAUGUACACGAUUAAAGGCGAAAAUGGAAUGUGAAAUAGAGUAUACAAAACGAGAAACGAGUGACAAGAAAAUUUAAGGAAAAAUGCACAGAUUUAAAGAAUAUAUGCAGGCAGUAGACGGUACUAAGUGAGCCUAAAAAGAGCAAGUAUUUUGAUGCAGCUUACAAAGCGUCAAAUUUGUACUUAUUUUCCAUCGUGCAGUGUACCAUGAACCAUCGAUACUUUUUCUUUCAAUGCAGCAGUCGCAUUGCCUGAAAUGCGAUUAUGUUACACAUGUAGAAAUUAUGCAUAUAUGCAUUAAGCAAUGUGAACAUUUUUGUGUCGCUGCUAUAUUUGCAAGUGCUAAUUGCCAAUAGAAGUGUUUCAAUAUGUGAUGUGAUGAUAUAGUUGUGACAGAAAUACGAAACAUUGAACCCAACCAAAAUUUUGUGGUCCGUCAUGAACGCGCUGUGCAAAUUAAAUAAACAUCGAAACUGAAAUCAAAAUAUUUGUGAUAUUUGUGUUUAAAUUCAAUUCCAAUUUUAAUUAGCGACACAAUGUCGACCAACGCCACAGCUAAUGAAAUCGAUGAAUUUCUCAAUGGAGCUUUAAUCACAUGGCUGGAGUCAUGUCUGCCACGGCCCGAACUUUUAAAUGGCUAUCAGUCGUUAUUCGAUGCAUCAAUUUUUCAUGCCGUCUGGCAAAAUAUAGAUCCGGAGCCUCAGUUCUAUCCACAACAUUUAACAGACUUAGAUGAAGCCACAGUACCGAUUGUUCGAGCCAAAAACUUCGAUAAUAUUAUUCGCAACAUGCGAUCGCUGUACGAGGAAGAACUGGGUCAGACAAUACUUGUAGUUCCGGACUGCAUGACAUUAGGUCACGCACCAGAAUCAACAGCUGGACUAGAUCAAAUGAAAUUACUAUUUACAUUGCUUCUCGGUGCUGCGGUUCAAUGCCCCAAUAAGCAGUUUUUCAUCGCGCGUAUCAAAGAACUUGCUGUUGAUACACAACAUGCCAUAGUUGACGUCAUCAAACUUGUGACAGAUUCGCAAACAUUGGUUCUCAAUACGGACACCGUAGAUAGUGAUCGACGUUACAACUUGAGUGUUGAUCAUUUGAUUGAUCUUGUUGUUCGAAUUGCUCGUGAGCGUGACAAAUACCACACUGAUUGGAUAACACAGGUGACACCAAAUCCCAACGAUGCUAAGUUUUCAACGUCGGAAGCCACUACGAAUCAAACAGCCGCUAUCAAUAGUGACCAAAAUCAUUUGGCCGUUGAACUUGCCGACUUAAAGUCAAAGUUAAGAAAACUGCGUCAGGACCUAGAUGAAAAAACGGAUGCAUAUCUUCAAGCGAAAGAAGAACUAGAACAUAAAAAUAGUCAAUAUGAAAAAUUACGUCGUGAUACACAAGAAUGGUAUACCGAAUCUUGCCGGGCUGCUGCAUAUCGUGACGAAGUAGAUGUUCUGCGGGAGCGUGCUGAUCGAGCAGAUCAAUUAGAAUUGGAAAUGCAGCGAAUACGUGAAAAACUGAGCGAUGCUGACUUUUUCAAAACACGUGCCGAAGAGCUGCGUGAAGACAAUCGCAUGCUGCAAAAAACAAAAGAAAUGUUGGAAGAUCAAUUGACACAGUCUCGAAAGCGAUUCGAACAAUCAAUGACGCUGGAAUCGGAGAUAAUUAAAUACAAGCAAAAGUUAAAUGACAUGGCCUUGGAACGCGAUGCCGAUCGUGGAAAAUUACAGGAAUUGCUCGACGAAAACACGCAGCUUCAACUUGCAAUGAAGUCUUUGAAUAAACUAUCGGACGUUGACAAGCUGAAGAGUGAAGAGCAUGAUAAUGAUGGUCCAGUCGGUGAUAACAGUUUGUCGGAGCAAUUAACCAACAAUGCACAGACACGUGCCAUCAAGUUAGAAUUGGAAAACCGCCGAUUACAAUCAGCUCUCGAUGCUAUGCAAGAGACAAAUUUCCAAGAAACGGCCAACAAAAUAUUAGAGCUUGAAAAAGAGAAGAAAAUGCUCACCCUUAAAUUGGAACAAAUGCAAGAGAAUUGUAAUCGAUUUUCGCAGCAAAAUCAAGAGCUUGAAGAAAUGUUUAAAAAUGCACUCGAAGAGAAUAAGAAACUCCAAGAUGCAAUCGACAAUCGACAACAAACCACCGAGCGUCAAAUGCAAGACAAAGAACUUGACCGACUUAAGCAAGAGGCGCUCGAAAAACAGGUGGAAACAUUGACAAAAGAAAAACAACGCAUUCAUAACUUGAGUGUGAGCAUUCAGCGGCGUGCUGAUGACCUAGAACGUUUUCUGGACACGAAGAAAAAAGAACUGGAAUCAACACUACCAAAAGCAGAGGCAUGUGAUCGAUUUGAAAUCGAAACCCUGGAUUUGAAGGAGCGAAUCAGUGGCCUGGAGAAGGAGAAUGCAAAUCUAUUAAAGGAUUUGAACAAAUUUAAGGCGACAUUGGAGACAAAGGAAGUGCAACUGGAUGAAAAUAGUGCCCAAUUGCUUUUGCAAAUAAAUGAAAUCGAAACGCUGCGCAAGCAACUAUCUGCCGCUCAAAAUGAGUGUGCCAAAAUUCAGGAUCUCGAAAGUAAAAACAAUGAAUUUGUGACACAGCUCAAAAUGAAAGAUGAAACGCUUUCCACACUACAAAAUGAUCUGAUUGCAAAAAAUGUGCUUGUUUCGAAAAUUCAAAAAGAUCUCGAAAAAUUGAACAUUAAUUGGCCAACAAAUGAUGAGGAGAUGGUCGAUUUGAGUGUGGAAAAUGUUCUUGAGAAGCUGUUGAUCAAUGUAGAAAAUUGGAAGGUGCUGCGUGAGAUAGUCGGUCGUGACGGUGGCACAAGCGAUGACGGUAGCUCGGCCUGCAUUCUCUGCCAGAAGAAUGUUGAUGUUGUGGCCACCGAACGCGAAGCCGAUUUGGUGCACCAAACCGAAGAAGUUCUAUCAUCUGUUUCAGCCGAGUGGAAGGCGCAGUGUGACCAAUUGGCAGCUGCAAAUGCUGAACUUCAAGCGACUAAUGACAUUCUUAAUCAGGACUUGAUCAAACAUCAAGUAGAUAUUUCAACGCUCGGCUCACAAGUGACGUCAUUAAAUACACAACACGUCGCUUUGCAGCUGGCCAACUCGCAGUUGGCUUCCGAAAAAGACGCACUUGUCAAGCAAAUGGAAACAAUCGAGUCGCAACAUAAAUCAUUGUUGGCAGAUCAAAAGCAAAUGCAAACGCUGCACGAACAACUAAGCAUCGAAUAUGAAGCAUUGAACAAGGAACAUAAGAAACUCAAGGAGUCGCUACGUGAUGUACGUCACGAUAACCGAAACUUUCACGAUCAAGAACUAAAUCUAAAACAUCAAAUCAGCGAUUUGCAAGCAAAACUUCUUACGAUCAAAAAGGAAAACGAAGCCUAUAGCAAUUUGCGUUCGGAGCACUCCAAACUGAAAGAUGACUUCCGCAGCCUGUUUACCACCAAUGAUCGCGUCAAAAAUGAAUACAAGAGCAUUCAGGAACAAUACAAGAUUUUGCGAACAGAAAAUGCAAAACUCAACCUUCAGAACACUGAACUGAAUGGUGAACUCAGCAUUCGAAUAGAUCAGGCCAAGGCACUAGAGAUUGAGCUCACUAAAGAGGCAAACCGUUGUGAGAUGCUUGUUCAGAUGAAUGCAAGUCUUGAUAUUGAUCGUCGGGCUUUAAUGGAUCAUGUGUCACAACUCCUUGCUCAAUACCACGAGCUUUUGGGUCAUUCUUUGGACGACAAGCAACAUUAUCAUGAUGAAGAGAAGCUAUUUACGGACAAAGUCAAUCAUUUGCAUAGACAGAAAGAGAAAUUGGAGGAAAAAAUUAUGGAGUUUUAUCGAAAAAUUGACAGCAAUCAAAAAAAGAAACCGUUCGGCAGUGGUGUUCUGAGACGAGUGAAGAAGGCUGGUACUGACCUUAUGAAUAAAGUACCGACAAAAAGUAAUCGACGAUCAUGGUUAGACGAAUCACGUCUGACACAGUCACAAUUCACUCUCGGCUUUGAUUCGGGAGGUAAUGAGUCAGAUAACAGCGGUGAGGAGCCACAUUCAACCGCUUCGGAUUCAAAUUUGUUAAAGAAAGAGACACACAUUACUAUACAACGGAAAGCAGUAAGUGAUCAGCAUAACGAUACUAUUUCCAAUCGAGUUUCAUCUCCAGCAAACAAUUAUCAACCAAUAGUUCGAGAAGAUUUGAUGCGAACGUCUCGCAACACAUUGCCAGGGAGGAUUGAGCCACCUGAUGUCACCGGCAGCAGCUUAACUUUGGCUGCAGCCGGUAGUCGACGAACCGUUUAUGUGGUUGAUGAAAAUUCCAUACCGGAUACAACAACCCAAACAGACCCCGAGUUGAUAUCAUCACACGCAACAAACAAUAGGAAUACAUCGAUCAGCAACAACAAUUCGAGCAUCAGUAGCAACAGCAACAGCAACAGCAACAGCAAUAACAAUAAUCAUUCAUCGUCCCAUGAUCAAACUCCAUCUACGUUUUUGAUGUACAAUCGUAUCUCAAACGUUAUUGGCGAUCCAAAAAUAGUCGGAUCGUCCAAUAGUCAGCAAUCACCAAACAAUUCAGUCCUUAACGAUAACAACGCAAGCAAUGGAAAUGGUGGAAAAGACAAAAAGAAAAACGAUGACCACGUUUGGUAUGAGUACGGGUGCGUUUAGAGCUAUAACAAUCACCAACGCCUUCAAUUAUUGAUAAAUCUUUUAAGUGGAACAAAAAGUGCAUUUAAUCGUGUGAAAAAGUUAGUUGUUAAGUUCAUUUUUAAAACAUCAAUUCCAUCAAUGCUUUCUUCCUUGCUUCUAAUAUCUUUUGUGCAUAAGUCGUCACUUCUCAGAAUAACUUACUCAUACACACUUCCCACAUUAUUGCCAGUAAAGAAAUAAGUAUUAUUUAAUUUUUAUAUUGAAAAUGGCCUCGAGAAAAUUCUGGAAAUAAAUGCGGGCAAUACGUUUCAAAUUUUACCAAA
This is a messenger RNA of Sitodiplosis mosellana (orange wheat blossom midge), 5423 nucleotides long. RefSeq names its product girdin (gene Girdin). Gene Ontology annotation, cellular component: cytoplasm; centrosome. Gene Ontology annotation, molecular function: microtubule binding; dynein light intermediate chain binding. The transcript is spliced from 15 exons. Lineage: Eukaryota; Metazoa; Arthropoda; Insecta; Diptera; Cecidomyiidae. The coding region runs from base 1003 to 5118 and encodes 1371 amino acids. Gene Ontology annotation, biological process: cytoplasmic microtubule organization; cytoskeleton-dependent intracellular transport. The record is from RefSeq and is a predicted model, not a curated record.